Messenger RNA from Capsicum annuum, 2124 nucleotides. RefSeq lists its product as uncharacterized. The record is from RefSeq and is a predicted model, not a curated record. Bases 869 to 1954 code for a protein of 361 amino acids. The transcript has 9 exons. NCBI's taxonomy places the organism in Eukaryota, Viridiplantae, Streptophyta, Magnoliopsida, Solanales, Solanaceae.
UUUAGGAUUACAAAAAUGUCCUCCAAUACCAUGGUUUUUGGAAUAUCCAUUAAUAGUAGUAUCAUCAGUUUCCACUUUUGUCAUAAUAAUUUCAGUUACUUUUAUUUUGUCAGCUUCUUCGUCUUUGUUGGGGAGUUCAAUUUCACUACUACUACUACUUAAAAUGAACUCACACAUAAACUCCAAUCUCGAUUCUUGUUUUUUUCUCCAUUUGUCUUCUAUAACAAGUGAACAAAUAAAUUGAUCAGAAAUUUUCUUGAACCUCUUCAGUCUUUCUUGGACUAAGAGAAGAAAAAUGGUAAUUAGCAGUGUUGUGAAAGUAUCUACAGUAGCUAUGGUUUCUUUAGCCAUUUGCAGCAGCUAAGUUGCGCGGACUCUUCACUUUCGAUGCCGCACCCGUGUCGGAUUCUCCAAAAAUACACUAGCUUUGGCGAAUCGGACACGCACCGUUGACAUUUUUGAAGAGCCCGAGCAACAUAGAUGUAAAGUUAUUUGUGGAUUGGAGAAGCAUUUGUGCUAGUACUAGGCAAAAUUCCCAAACCCUUUAUUCUGUGCGAUCAUCAGGUGCGAGUUUGAUGGUCGCGUUGGAUGUUGGAUUGGGAAUCAGAAAGGAAAAUGGAAUAAACUGGCUGCUGCUGCUGUUCCGGCAAGUACAAAGGCACCCAAAUUCAGAAUGAGCAUUUCGCCUAUGGCUUCCUCCACUGCUCUAGCAGAAACUCAAUGGUCGUCUCGAGCCAAGUUCUAUACGGAGGUUUGGGACUAUAUUUCUUGGUUAUAUGCUGCUUUAUAUACCAAGUCGUGAAGUUAAAAUGGCGAUUUGAUACUUGUUUAAUCAGUCGAGGUUUUGAAAGAUGCUAGGGAAAAGUUUAUGCAGGAGAUAUCGUUUCAGUCCAAGGACCAAGAUAUUUCCCUGUCAAAGGCUUUGCUCUACAUUGCUUAUGAAGAUGAGGCAUUUAUGACUUUCAACCGGGAAAUGGAUGCUUAUUCACUCCAAAAUGAAAGGAGAUCUGCUUCGUUGGCGUCUGAUAGCCUGGACUGGAAAUGCGUGGAAGCCAUGCCUCUGGAUGGGAAGAAUAUGAGCGAGUGGAUGGCUGAAUUGGAUUCCAUUGCAAGGGAAGUUGAGGUGGAGCUAGUUCCGCGAGAUAUAGGAUGCCAUUUGGUUGAAGUUUUGGAUGCAGUGAACGUGGUUCUUUUUAAGUCUAGGGGUUUCAAACGGUCAUCUGUGAUAUUGGACUCGAAAUGUUCAUAUCUGCAUUCAGUGUUAAGCUCUGGAUACUGUAGCGCAAUUUUGCUUAGUGUCAUUUACAUCGAAGUUUGUAGAAGACUUAGUCUGACCAUUGUGGGAUCUCGAAUUGGAAAAGAAUUCCUGAUAUGGCCCCAAACCGGAAACCCUGAGGAGCUAUUCAAGGUUACUUCUGGUCACAGCUUGUUUGGUAUUGUUAACGGCAAGUGCGUCAAUGACCCUAGAUCAAUGGCCUCGGACAUCAAUAGCAAUUCACUGUCGGAGCUUGAGAUUGCAACAAACCGAGAUAUUAUCGGAAUUGCUUUGGCUAAUCUCAUGAGGAUUCACUGGAAAUGCGCGUCAAGAGCAAAUCAUGGUUUGAUGCUGACUUCUCCACUUAGGUCUGUGGAUAAGUCUGACGAGAAGUUUAACAAGGCCAAUCCUUCACGUGUACCUUUGCUACGGCCUCAAGAUUUGAGGCUAGCUAUUAUGGCUUCGCAAAGAUUGCUGAUUCUGCAGCCGCACAAUUGGGCUCUGAGGAGAGACCACGGAAUGAUGUUGUACUAUAGCAGGGAAUACGAGGAGGCUGUCCAGGAGCUCAGCAUUUGCAUGGUUUUUGCGCCAGAAGAAGAGGCUGAAGUUCUAGAGGCAUUUGUUGAGAAGUUACACUUGUUGCGGAUCGAGUCAUCAUGGAAGAAUCAGGGAUGUACAGGUCGGUUAACGGUUACUUGACUUGUUUGUACAAAAGCUGAGCUCUUUCUGGCUUGUUACUAAGCCAUUAUUAUAGAACUUGUAUAAGAACACAACCUAUAGAACUUUAGCUCUAACUUCCUUUUUGACUUGUGUAAAUAUUUUCUUUGGGCCAAAAAAUAAUUCUCAGCAGUCUUGAGGCAGUCGUUUAA